CGGGGGCGCGGCACGGGUGGCGGCGUCGCAGCUCGGGCGGGCGGCGGCAGCGGGGCCGGGAGACUCUUCCCGCCGGGGAUGCGGCUCCCCGGGGGCCGCGCCGCACGCUCCCGCCCUCCGCCCGCCGUCGACCGGGCGCCGUGCGGAGCCUCCGCCUCCCCGCAGCGGUCUCCCCCGCGGCGGGGCCGCCGCCGCCGCCGCCCCGCAUGGCCAGAGCGAGCCGGCCGGGGCGCGCUGGAACAGCCCACGGCCCCGGGGGCGCGGGGCGUCGGGCUGAGGGCGGGCGGACGAGGCCGGCGGCCCCGGGGCCCCGCCGGGGGAUGACUCAGAGCCGUGGCCCCUGCAGCGAAGCCGCCGCGCCGGGCUCCGCGCAGCGCCGCCCCAUGCCCGCGCCCCCCGCCCGGGGCCGCCCGCCGCCCGCCGCGCCCGCCGCGCCGCGCACCGGAUGAUGCCCCCGCGGGGGGCGGCGGGCUCCUGCCGCCGGCGGCGCCUGGCGCCCCUCAACGAGGAUAACGGGCGGUUCCUGCUGCUGGCCGCCCUCAUCGCGGCGUACCUGAGCGCCGGCGCCACCGUCUUUUCGGCCCUCGAGAGCCCGUCGGAGGCGGCGGCGCAGCUCCGCUGGAACCGGACCCUCCACAACUUCAGCCGCAUCUUCAACAUCAGCCUGCCGGAGCUGCGCGCCUUCUUGCGGAGCUACGAGGCGGCCAUGGCCGCGGGCAUCCGCGUCGACGCCCUGCGGCCCCGCUGGGACUUCCCCGGCGCCUUCUACUUCGUGGGCACCGUCGUCUCCACCAUAGGAUUUGGAAUGACCACACCAGCAACCGUGGCUGGAAAAGUAUUCCUCAUCGUUUAUGGCCUUUUUGGGUGUGCUGGGACUAUCCUUUUCUUCAACCUCUUCUUGGAACGCAUUAUCUCUCUCCUGGCGUUUAUCAUGAAGGCGUGCCAUGAAAGACAACUGAGAAGAAGUGGUCUCCUACCUCCCAACUUCCGAAGGGGGCCAGCUAUGUCUGGGGUGGGCAGUCUUGUGGGCUGGAAGCCUUCCGUUUACCAUGUGAUGCUGAUCCUGGGAAUUUUUGCUAUUACCCUUUCCUGCUGUGCCUCCGCAAUGUACACAGCAGUGGAAGGAUGGAAUUAUAUUGACUCCUUGUACUAUUGCUUUGUCACCUUCAGCACCAUCGGGUUUGGAGAUUUGGUAAGCAGCCAAAAUGCUGCGUACCAAAAUCAGGGAUUAUACAGAUUCGGAAACUUCAUAUUUAUAUUAAUGGGGGUAUGUUGCAUAUACUCUCUUUUUAAUGUCAUCUCAAUCGUAAUCAAGCAAGUUUUGAACUGGGUCUUGAAAAAAUUUGAAUGCAGAUGUUGCCCAAAGUGCCAUAAAUCAAGUGCCCGCCUUGGACGUCGCAACGCCAUCACCCCAGGAGCCCGCCUGCGUCGACACAACAUCUCAAUGGACGCUGAUGGACAGUAUGACAGCGAUACCGAGGGGAGGAGGCUCUCUGGAGAGAUGAUCUCCAUGAGGGAGCUCACAGCAUCCAAUAAAGUCUCCCUGGCCAUUUUGCAAAAGCAGUUGUCUGAGACAGCCAACGGCUACCCAAGGAAUGUUUGUAUCAACACAAGACAAAACGGUUUCUCUGCAGGGGUGGGUGCUCUGGCCAUCAUGAACAACCGCUUGGCAGAAACGAGUGAUUCUAGGUAGAGUUUUUGAAAUUCCUUUUGUUUCUUUAAUAAAAAUGAAAAAGGGGUUAGGGUGGAAUUAUCACUGUAAGCUACUGGGAAGUUUUCAUUUCAGAGACAGCUUUGGUAUUCCUUGGGUGUUCAGUUGGGGGUUUUGUAAGUCUUCUCUAAUAUGCAGUAACAUCUUUACCAUAAUGCUACAAUUUUCCUCAAAGGGGUUUUUGGAAGAAACUUGGAUGUCUUUGAUGCAGUAUCUGAUGCAGUUAUAGAAGGAUGGUGUUCGUGGUUAAGAUGCUGUCAAAACCAAGAUGAUGUUCUUCAGAACAUAGCCUGAGCCCAAACUCUUUGUUAAUGCAUAAAGGGGGCAAGUUUGUCUCCAGAUUCAAACUUGGGGUUAAAAAGGUUUGGCUAAACCAAUAUCUCACAGUUUGUUGAAGUCUGGAUCCGGCCCUGAAUUUUGUACCCAAUGCUCUUCAGCAAUUCCUCAUAAGAGGCCUGUAUAUAACAUACAUGUAGGUAACUGCAGUUACACCAGCUUUAGGGUGAUUGUGGUUCACUUGAAUAAUGCUGAUGACUUCAGUGAUGGAGGAUUGAAUGGGCGGAAUUCCCCUGAUUAUAAAUGAUGGGUUUUAGCCAUUCUUGUCUGAAACACUACCUGCUACCUAUCUCUUCAGGGGAUUAUCAAGAGAAUGUGCAAAACCAUUCCUACCUGGGGAAUAACUGAAAACAGGCAAUUGUCAACUUUAGUACUGACUUCAUUUGAUGCAAGAGAGGCCAGUAUGCACCUCUGGCGUCAAAUGUUUGCAUCACCACUGAAAUGCUUAUUUCAUUACUUUUACAUGAAAAUAAGUAGCUAAAAUUAAUGUAGAUUCUCUCUUGUCCUAAAUUUGCAUCUCCUAGUUCUGCAAUAUGGUUGCAGAGAUUCAUGCAAAUGAUUUCCUUGCCAUUCUUUGGGGGUCCCAACCCUGUACUUGUUUCCCACAAAUCUGACUGUGUAGGUUAUACAGAAGAGAAUUGCUUUGGAACUCCCCAGAUGCUUCCCCCAAAAAUGUUGGUACUGUCAUAAGUGGCUGUUACUACUGUCUUAAGUCAUAUUUAACCUGUGCUAGCCCAAACUGCUGAAGAAGCAGAAGCAAACCAGAAGUGUCUAGUUCAGCAUGACAAAUGGGUGCAAGGGAAUUGCCGCGAGUCUCUUUCAGAAAUAAAUGCACAGUUCUGGAUCAUUUCUCUAAAUUCUCUAUACUUUGCCACUCCUUUAAAGCUGUGAAUGUAAUAAAAAUGGUUCUGCUGAUUCCAGCAAAAUAAAAUAGGAAGUAAAACUUAGGCUUAACAUCUGAGAAGUGAAAAUGGCCUGCUCUUGAAAACUGGUUGGGAAAUUGUAGGCAAGACCAUGAGUACUAGGCAAGACCAUGAUCACUGAAUAAAUUGAAAAGGCUGAUGAAAACAAACUAGAAAUAUUAAAGACAUUUGAAAAUAUUUCCAUGAGAUUUUGUAUAGAUAUUUUACUCUGUUGUUUACUUACUUUACUUUGUUUUGCAUGGGUUUGGGGAGUCCAAACCCAUGCAAAGUCAUUUUUGCUUUCCUUGUAGAAGCACAAAACAUUUUGGAAUUUAACGUUGGAAAAGUAACUUUUAAGGUUUUGCAGACUUGAGCAUGCCAGCUGAAGUAUAGCAAUGAUUGUAUCUUUUGCCUGGAGGAGAAGGGAUCAGAGCAGCAGAUAAACCAUCACACGUGCAUCUGUAUCAUACUGGAAAUGUAGUCACAGCUUUUAUCAAGAUGCAUUUGGCCAGAAACACGCAAUGAUGUUUGUGUUCUGUUUCUAGCUGAUACAGGCUCAUGCUUAAGAGGACGUGGUAUUCAAGAGGCAUUAAUCUGACAGGAGCGUCUUUGGUGGCAGAGAGACCCCCUAAGGCCCAUGUGUCUGAGUGCCUGUUUGUUUGUCUCUGUGCUCCAUCUCAGAUGCUACAUUUGAGUGGCCCUUUGAAGAAGCAGGCAGAGAUCAAGGUGUUUGAUGAUCCUCAUUUGAAGCCCACUGAAGAAAGCAGAAUGUGUAGGGGCACGUUGUGGUCGGGGAAAGACUCAAAGACAGAGUGCAAAGACCCAGUUCAGGAAGGCCCUUUCCACAGACGCAGGAGACAUCUUUGGAGAUAGCAGAGGCAGGGAACCAAAAGAAUGGGAGUUGAUUUUUAAGUAAGUUAUUUUUAAAGAAUAAGCAUUGUAACUAUGAUUAGGAUCUGUUUAAAUCUUUGUAAAUUGUUUUCAAACUACCUAUUCCUGCCUGGGAAAUACAGUGAAAUAAUAGGAAAUUGAACAUACCUCCUCUGCUAUUUCUGUAUGUUUUCAGAGUCCAGUCAAAAGCAGACUGUUGUAAUAUGGCUUAAAUGUUUCUGAGUCUUUUUGGUACCAUUGGUCACAGUGGUGCAAUUACAGGACCCUUUGCAGUCCCAAUUGAGUCCAGGGCAAGCUGCAUUAGCUCCUAGAGCUGGGUUCCCCAAGUGAUUUGGGCACUAUGCACUUAGGUCUAAUGUUUCUUUACUCCUGAGAUCCUUGAUAAACUCCAUUCUGCUUCUCCUUAGCCUCAGAGACAUAUAAAGUACAUGCCUACACUUGUCUACCAGUGCCCCUAUUUCUUGCAGGGCAGAUAUCCCCAGAAGCUGACACAACUCAACCACAGGACCCCCAGCUCGUAUCUAAGCCCUGUAAAAAUGCCGAACCCACCUGGCUCAUCAAGGCCACGUUAUGAGAGGGUUCAGAGCAUGUUUACUGAGCUGGGCCUCACUCAGGAGCAUCUGACAAGGGGUGGCCUUACAGUAUCCUCAUUCUCAGUACCUGAAAUAUUUUUUCAAGGACACAUGAAAACCAAGCUCCAAAUCUCUACUCUUCUGCCUACAAGCACUGUCAGGGCUCCCAUGUGCAUGAGUAUAUGAGCCAAGAGGACAUAGGAGAUAUUUGAGAUCAGUCUUUCCCAGUCCUUCCUGCUUGCUCUUCAGAUUUUUUUUGGGUGACAACUCUCUUUAGACUUGCCAGACUUGGGCACCUAAUUCCUCUCUUUUAUUAUGUAUAAUCCAACUCAGGAUUCCCCAGGGCAGCCUGCUCCUUUUGUGAAUCACACCCUAAACACACUCCACUUUCACCAAGUGCAAUUCCUCCUGGUAUUUCAUUUUCAACAGACAAAGCAGAUAACUGCAAUACCUGGACACAGGCUGGAUGAAGCACAAGAAAUCAGAAGGAAACUGGAGGAACAGAGAAACCACUCUGCACUUUCUUUUCCCAAGGUAACUUGGGAGUUGUAUUACAUUCUUGAAAUGUUGGGGUUUUUUUCCCAGGUUUUAUUUUUGAACAGCCUUGAAAGAAUACCAUUUAAAGGUUCGUCUUCCCUGCCACAAGCCCCUCUGCACCAUCCUGCAGAACAGCAGCAGUGACUCCUAGCUGGCACAGACCAAGACAUCACAGUUGCCUGCUGAGAAACUGUAGAGGCAGCACAGGCAGGAGCGCAGACCUCGUGCCCCAAAUUGGUCUUUUACUGCCUGAGCCUGAGAAGAGCAUUCAGGAGCAGCAGAAAGCUGCAGGGCUUAGAACGUCUCUGUGAGCCAGCCCCUAGUAAGAGCAGUGAUUGCGCAGGUCUUAGCUGCUCAGACCUCCAGUAAGAAGGGAGGAGAUACCAUGUUCACUUGACCCAUGUGCUAGUACUUUGCAGUUGAGAAUUAAAAUGCAUAUGAAAAUAAGGGACAGUGACCAAGCAACAUCUUCGCUUUCCCCUGGAGCUCAGGGCAGAAUGGUUACAAGGACCAGUUUCUUGUUGAAACCUGUAGUGUUUGGCAAGUCACUACAUCUACUUCUUGGGGUUUGUGUGUGUGUCUUGGACGAAGUUUGGAGUCACACUGAGUUGUCAUCCUGUUCUCUUUGGUUUCUUCCCAUCUGCAAACACACUUCUCAUUUUGUGCAAAAUAAAUCAGAUAUUGCUUUUUAUUUCCUUGCAAUGCAAAGGAUGUCCUUCAGAUGAUACACAUGUUCAAAGAAGUAAUCUCAUCGACCUCAGUUGCAGAUGGAAGUUUCUGAAGGACGAGGCUGUAGUUUGCCUGCUUCCCUGCAGAAGAAAUGUUCCAUAAGUAACUCCCAUUACCGCUAGCAAGACAUAUAAAGAUACCUUAGGCAGUGGUUGGGGCCAUGCAGCAGGAGGCACAACUGAAAAAGUGGAAAGAAGAAAAUCUGUUAUAAAGCAUAUUUGUACCUCUGACGUGAUAAACUAAUUGCCAGCUCUAAUUGUAGCAAAAAUUACUGUUAGGAAACAGGAGAGAUAUAAGAAUCCCAUGAAAGCUCUGUCCCAUGCCAUGCUCAGGUUACCCAGAGAUGGAUGCACUGCACUGCUGCCAGUUGGUAUAGUGCUGGUGUCCCAGCACAGCUUCAGCCCCAGCCCAGUCUUUUCCUCCUCAGCUUUCUGCAGGUGAAAAUGUGGGUAUACUAUGCCCAUUUACACCAUUUACUGGUAUUUCAGUCAGACUUGCCUCUGAAAGGAGGAUUAGAGCAGCAGUGGAGGCCAUAUAUACCCAGGCAUGCAGGCUUAUACAAACCCGAUUGCCUAUGUAGGAUGAAUGUAUAUUUAUAUUGAAAUUAGCUGUAGCAAUGAGACUGGUCUCAAUGUUUUUGUUGCUCUAUCCUUUAACUUCAAAAAUAUUCAGUGGCUAAUUAUUGCAAAUAAUGUCAGAGCUAAUCUAAACAAAAUCAUACUUUGGUGAUUGCUAGCAAAUCUAUGGGUAUGGCUUCUGCUCUAAUUGGAUUACUAAUGUGCCUUUCCCAACCAACACGCGUUUUCAGUGUUGCAUUUAAAAAAUACAAUAAAUGUUAUGAAACAUAAUAAAUUCAAUUAGGGCAUAUUAAUACUUGACUCACACGAAAUAACUAAUGAAGUGUGUGUGGCACAUUGUACAACCAGUAUAAUUUUGGUUUUGUGAAUACAUCCAUACUUGAGCAUAUUCUGCUUUCAUGACUGCUCGUGCUAGGAAAACAGAAGCAUUAUAUUGUGGGAAAUGUAGGAAGGAAUGGCAAAUUCCACUGAGAUUUGACACAUAGGAUACGUAUAUUAGCUUAUAAGUGUUUCAUUAUGCAUUAUAAAUACAUUGUGUAGCAAUGGCACAGAGGAAGGACUACUUCAGUUUACAUGGCCACAGUCCAAUGCAGCUACCAAUAAAGACACAUGCCUUUUUUCUUACUCUUUUUAUUAAAUGGGUAACAUCCACCCUUUAAUAUACCUUUAAACCACCAAAAAAAUAAAAUAAAAAUGCAAUUGCCCUAAAUACUGCAUAGCCAAAAAGAGGAUUAGGCUCAAAUCCAAAUUUUGAACUCUCAGGAGCCAAAAUGGUAUAGUUUUGCUUUAAAGUGGGGCUGCAAACCUGCAGCCUUCCUAUGUAUUAUGUUUAGUCCUUUCUUGGGAAAGGAAGGAGACAGCAGGUAUGGGUACAUUCUAUACAGAGUGCCCGAUAGUCUGGCAAUCUAGCAUGAGAGGGAAAAAAAAGCUUUCGUUAAGGUACAGAAAGGGUCCUGUUCCCAAGGAAUGAAAAGCACGAGGAAAGGGAGCAGCUCAGAAGUGUUUUCCAGCAAAUCCAGCAGAAAUCCAAAGACUUGCUUUGCUCUCCACAUACACGUGCAUUGUGGCCCAUCACAGAAUGGUGAUACACUGUCACAGACCCACGUAGCUCAUGUUGUGCCACAGGCUUGGCUACCUCAUCCAGAACAUGGGGAGAAGUACUUUGUGAGACAGAGGGAGAAAGGAGAGGGACCACAUGCUUACACCCACCAUCUGCACUUCAUUCAGGAGGCAGAUGCUGUCAAAGGCUGAUUUUGGGAAGACAAUCACUCAGCUUCCUACUAGCAAAGCAGACACACUGAUACACUUUGGGUAUAUCAUAGGUAGAGCUUCCCAUGCCUCCAGGCCCCCAGUCCCAGGGCCAUGUCACCCCCAGGUGUGUCCCAGCCAGCUCCCAAGCCUGGGCUCAGCACGAGGAUGUAGGUAGCACGAGGAUUUGAAGUCGGGUAACAUCAUCAUCCCAGGUGUUUUCAGGAUUAGGCCCUCCAGCAGGUGAUGCUUAUCAGACUAUCUAAGAAAUACAGAGAUGUUCCCAUAAUCCCUUUGUACUUCGCAGACUGUAAGAGUACUUCUUGAAGCCAGUGAGUCAAUGCAAAAUUAAUACUUUUAUAAUAAUAUACAAUAAACAGUGUGAAAAAAAUUAACUGGUAUUUCUGACAAUGUGCAACUCAAACACCAAGCAUUUUCUCGGUGGCUGUAAUUUCCUAAUUUUUGCAUCAGUGAAUCAGUUUUAUUCCUUGCAAGUGAAAUUAUGUCCAGAAAUUUUUUGCUUACAGUAACAUCCAUGAGCUGUACAGUGCAAGAAUUCAGUUCCAGUCUUCUUGUAAAACCUCAGUAUCUGAAAGCACAGCAUCUCAAAACCAGGUUUAUGUUCUGUGUGUGUGUGUUCAUUGUUUAUUUAGAAAAACAAAAAAUGGUACAGAUUCUACAGAUACAGACACACACAUUUUUAGCUCAGUAGCAUAUACCUUGUUGUAUACUCUCUGCAAAAAUACUCAUUUCAAAUUUCAAGCCAAUUCAAAACACUUAAAUUCGUGAAUUUCAAUAUAUCUGCUCACAAGUAUUCCUAUUUAUUUUAUUUCAUUUGUUUUUAAAGGGACACAGCUUGGUAGAUACCUUUUGAGUUGGCAAUAUUAUCUCCUAUUACGUACAUAAAGAGUUUUACUUCUGCAGUUAAUUCCACUGGUUUUAGUAUUUGCUUACUUCUGUAUUUCACUAAGCAUGAAUUAUAAAAGGAAUGACCAGUUCUGUGCUGGUUUCUGGUUGGUAUCACAUUCCCAUUUUGCAGAAUGGCAGAAGUACUAACACCAGCAAAUUACCCAGCAAAUGUUCCCAGACACAGUAAAAUUAGACACUUUUCAGAAUAUUGAUUUGUAAAAUCUCAAUUACAAGUCUCAAUUACAUAUCAUAUUUGGAAUUAGCAGACUGAGUAGUUUUCCUACCAACAGAAAUCCUUGACAUGAACUCAGUGAAAGAUGCAAAAGAUCCAAUUUUAUGUAAAAAGACCUUCCUACUUUAUUUGCCCAUUUAAUCUAGUUUGUUUUAAAAAGAAUAGAGAAAGGCGAGAGAAAGCUAAAUAAAGCAGACUGACAUCAUAUUGAGCCUCUUUGAGAAGCACAGGGAAGUGCUGUCGCCUGUGCCAGACUGUUUCUGGCCACUUUUGAACCCCAGUUUGUUCCCAAAACUGGAGCAUUUGGGACCCAGGUGCAGUUAUCGACUCAUUCUACAUUCAGCCUUUGCAAUGGCAAAGCAGUAAUGUUUUGCUCCUACUUGCCUCAUGAAAUGGAUAAGGAGAUUUGUUUAGGCUUUUCUGUAUGAUGACAGCGUAUAUAAAUAUUACAAGAAGAAUCAAUUGCCAAGUCUGGUUAUAUUUGGUAAGAGAUCUUUAUCAGCAAAAAAGGGGGAAAUUGUCUUGCCAUCCUGCAAGUACAGUGAAGCAACAGAAGAAGUGGUGCUCUGACCAGACAGUAAAGUGCUAAAAUAUGUAAUUGAGCCCCAAAGCUCUGGGUUGUGCCACAAAAUUACCAUAGGGUUCAUUUCUAAUGCUCUCAAGGGAAGGCCUUGGUUUCUGACAGCACUGGGAUAGUCAAGGCUUAUAUUAUCUUCAUCUGUAUGAAAGCAAAAUGUAUUUUGAGGGCAUGCCUUGGUCUGAGUAGCACUGAGGAAUGGCGUUGCCUCCAUCCCCAAGUUUAAGCGCGCCCAUUGUCCAGAGACCAUGAAUUCUGGUCCAGUCCCCAUCAGCAAAUGGUCCUGCCUCGGGGUGUCUGUGGGUUUUGAAAGGUAGCUGAAUGUUCUGGCAACCUGCAUCUGCCUCCUUCGACCAAGCUACCCCAGGUGUGGGAUCCAUCCCACCGCCAGUCCCUGGUCUGCAGCCAGGGAAUGUACUGCCAGGAAAGUGGUGCAAGUCAUCAGCAAUGCGGUCAUAUCCCUGCCUUCUCAAUGGGCUAAAACCAUCAGAAAAUAUAGAGAUCAUUUUCUAUUUUAAUGAUCGAAAUGGUGUUGCCCAUUAUUCACAGCCUACACACAAGAUGUCACGGGUUUCAAUUUUCCUGUGCUGAUCAUUCAGUCUAUUUGACAGCUGACCUUCAAGUGGUCAUGGUUUUUCACAUAAAAAAAGCAAACAAAACCAAAAAAACCCACCCAAUAUCAGCAUAUCAGGAAAGCAAAAUAAUCUUAAACAAGGAAUUAAUGAUCUCACAUGCAAAAGCUGUGAGCAGAGCUGCCUCUAUCCAUAGCAGCCAGUUGCUUCUCCAGCAGUGGGAGAAGUUUGGGUUCAGGAGAGCAUCAGCUGGAUGUUUGGGGUGCUGGAUGUUGCCCUGUGAACAGCUGUGGCACCAAAAAUGGCACUUCCCAAGCAAGUUUCUGCAGCUGUUUCUACAUUUCUCAUCACUGGUACCGAAAUCAGAGGAUGCAGCAAGUCUUACACAAGCUCUUUACUGUCACCAGUGAAUAUGGGUAUUAGCCAGGGACUGUUGUAACAACCGAGAGGAAUUUCAGCUGAGUGCUGUUCAGAAAAAAUUACAUUUAGAAUCAUAGAAUAGUUUGGGUUGGAAGGGAACUUCAAAGGUCAUCUAGUCAGCUGUGGCAAAUCCCAGUGCCUGGCACCACUCAAUGUACUCCAUCAGAGUUGAACAAUACAGAAAUUACCUAAAUAAGCCAAAAGAGCCAAUAGGUUCUAGGAAGCAAAUGCUGUUCUUGCCUGAAUCUGGAGUAACUUAGUUGAAUUGCAGGUAGUACAUAGGCUAAUUAAAUAGAUGUAAUGACUUUUAAAUGCCUGCUAGAAGUCAAAAGGAGCUGCAUGUAUUUUUCCAGCACAAUUUUGGUUAUGUUUACCGAGCCAAGAAGUGAAAUAAGGAAAUGUAAGUUCCUGUAAAUCAUGGAUUAGGAAGCAGAGAUUUUCCUCUUUCAGAUGAUGCUUCCUAGCAAAACAUUGAACUGGAAUACAUUUCAAGAUUGAAAUCUAUUUAUAAACAAGUGGCAUUUUUAAAAACGCUUUAAUUCUGGGUUGGCAGGAACUUCGCCUCCAACACAUACCAUAAUUGUGAGGGCUUUUAACAAAUCAGUCCCACUUUUGAUGUCAGCUCAGGAUUUUUCCGCUAUACCAUCUUUGAAUGAAGAGGACUAAAAGCCAUAUACAAAGCCAAUUAAAUACAGAACACAUUUCUACUGGUACAUUAUAUCCAGUUUGCAAACAAAAAUGGGUAUUUUGGGCUUGGCACCCUUUCAUCCAUGGAAGCACGGUUACGGACCCGGGAGGCAGAGAGAUGCCUGGUGCGCAGCCGCAUUGUAGAGUGGUGCAGAGGCAUUGGCGGAGGAUGUGUAGAGCUGGUAGUUAAUGAGACUGCGGGAGAACCCACUGAUGGUGUUUGGGGAACAUUCCUGUGUGGUUUUAAUGCUGUGAUACACAACCGAGUCUGAAUUCUGUACAUCUGGGAGGAUGUCAAAUUCCAGGUGACGUUUGGAUUGUCUCGAUUAAGCUAUUACAAAGACUUUUGAAAUAAACAGGAGAAAAAAUUUUG
This is a messenger RNA of Strigops habroptila (Kakapo), 11274 nucleotides long. It is a transcript of the gene KCNK12, whose product is annotated as potassium two pore domain channel subfamily K member 12. The transcript has 2 exons. Gene Ontology annotation, molecular function: potassium ion leak channel activity. Gene Ontology annotation, cellular component: membrane. Lineage: Eukaryota; Metazoa; Chordata; Aves; Psittaciformes; Psittacidae. The record is from RefSeq and is a predicted model, not a curated record. The coding region runs from base 446 to 1693 and encodes 415 amino acids. Gene Ontology annotation, biological process: stabilization of membrane potential; potassium ion transmembrane transport.